AUGAACUUGUAUUUCUUCACUGUGGAAUUCGGGCUAUGUCGUCAACCAGACGGUAGUUUUCGUGUUUACGGUGCUGGCUUGCUAUCAUCUGUGGCUGAAUUGCAACAUGCUCUUGCAAGUCCUGAAAAAAUUAAGCGUUUUGACCCCGAUGUUACUGUAAAUGAGGAGUGUAUAAUCACAUCAUACCAGAAUGCCUAUUAUUAUACCGAUUCAUUUGAGGAAGCUAAGGAGAAAAUGAGAGCCUUUGCUGAUAGCAUACAGCGUCCUUUUGGAGUUCGUUACAAUCCUUACACUCAAAGCGUUGAAAUUCUUAGCAACGCUCAGAAAAUAACGGCGUUGGUGCGCGAGUUACGUGGGGAUAUUUGCAUCGUUUCCUCAGCCAUCAAGAAGAUUUCUGCACAAGAUUCCACACUUGAUGUAGAAACGAUUGCAAAUAUGCUGCAUACGGGACUGCAGGUGAACGAAAGGAGUCCGCAGAGUACAUCUGGCGGAAGCUCGCCCAACUCAGAACACCAUCUCUCGCCUAAACACGGAAAAUAA
Parnassius apollo (apollo) is the source of this 540-nucleotide messenger RNA. NCBI's taxonomy places the organism in Eukaryota, Metazoa, Arthropoda, Insecta, Lepidoptera, Papilionidae. The record is from the annotation of a GenBank genome assembly.